Messenger RNA from Nothoprocta perdicaria, 12665 nucleotides. It is a transcript of the gene MGA, whose product is annotated as MGA, MAX dimerization protein. The coding region runs from base 187 to 9861 and encodes 3224 amino acids. The record is from RefSeq and is a predicted model, not a curated record. Gene Ontology annotation, molecular function: RNA polymerase II cis-regulatory region sequence-specific DNA binding; DNA-binding transcription factor activity, RNA polymerase II-specific; protein dimerization activity. The transcript has 25 exons. Gene Ontology annotation, cellular component: nucleus; MLL1 complex. Lineage: Eukaryota; Metazoa; Chordata; Aves; Tinamiformes; Tinamidae. Gene Ontology annotation, biological process: regulation of transcription by RNA polymerase II; positive regulation of DNA-templated transcription; cell fate specification.
UUGCAAGUCUCCAGGAUCCAUUUCUUUUUGACAGGAGCAAAUGACUUCUGUUUCUGUGUCAGAGACGUGGCCUUUGCUCUUCCAAGAACUUGAUGAUAUUUCUCAAAAUGAUGAACGUAAACAGAGGAUUGUUGGAAGAACUGUAUAAAGGUUUCCUUUGAUUGGGAAGCUGAGAAGAGUCUCAUCAUGGAGAAGCAGCAGAUUGUGUUGGGGAACCGGGACGGGGGGUCUGUGUCAGGGGCAGCACCUGCUUUUUUUGUCAUCUUGAAACAGCAGCAGGGAAAUGGCAAAGCCGACCAAGGGAUCCUGGUAGCGAACCGUGACGCUUGUGCGCUUGCUAGCAGCGUGGCAGCCCCGGUCAAAUCCAAAGUGAAGACCUGCCUCCCUGCUGACUGUGUCUCCGGGGGCAUCACCGUGACCCUCGAUAACAACAGCAUGUGGAAUGAGUUCUACCAUCGCAACACGGAGAUGAUCCUGACGAAGCAGGGCAGGCGCAUGUUCCCGUACUGCCGCUACUGGAUCACGGGUCUGGAUGCCGGCCAGAAGUACAUCCUGGUCAUGGACAUUUCGCCCGUGGACAAUCACCGGUACAAGUGGAAUGGGCGCUGGUGGGAGCCCAGUGGGAAGGCCGAGCCGCAUGUGCUUGGCCGAGUGUUUAUUCAUCCGGAAUCGCCUUCCACAGGCCAGUACUGGAUGCACCAGCCCGUAUCCUUCUACAAGCUCAAACUUACCAACAACACCCUGGACCAGGAGGGCCAUAUAAUCCUGCACUCCAUGCACCGCUACCUGCCCCGGCUCCACUUGGUGCCUGCAGACAAGGCCACCGAAGUCAUCCAGCUCAAUGGCCCCGAUGUCCAUACCUUCACCUUUCCCCAGACCGAGUUCUUCGCUGUUACAGCAUACCAGAACAUCCAGAUUACCCAGCUGAAAAUAGAUUACAACCCUUUUGCUAAAGGAUUCAGAGAUGAUGGGUUGAACAGUCGACCUCAACGUGAUUUGAAGCAAAACAGUAACUUGGAAUUGGAGACGGGUAGUGUUUCCAGCUCUCCCAGCCACCGCGGUCGCCCCGUGGAGGGUGAUGCAUUAGAGGUGCAUCAGAGAAGUUUAGAUCCUUCGUUUGUUGUUCAGAAUCCAUCAGAUAAUGAUUUGGAGAAAGAAUCCUUUAAUGCAGAAAGGGACUUCCUGGGUUUCUUGGACACUGAGCUGCCUCCAGGUGAUAUGCCAAAGCUAAAACAAGAGGUCUCUGAAAGUCCCAUUGCUAGCAGUUAUGAAAGCAGUUCCCGGGUGACAUCCCCACUGGAUCCAAGCGGACACUUCAAUGUUGUCAUUAAAGAGGAGCCAGUGGAUGACUAUGACUAUGAGUCCAAUAUUUGCACUCAAGGAAUAACUGUAAAACAAGAAGAAACGGAUGAAGAAACGGAUGAAUAUUCCAACACAGAUGAGGAUGAUCCCACUGGAGAAAAACACCUGAGGAAGUACAGUGAUAUGGAAGGGAAUGAUGGAGAGUUCAGGCCCCGGAAGCGGCUACUCGCCAGUCCUUCAGGUGUUGCCAGAGCAAAAAUGUUAAAACUAGAGAGCGGGAAGAUGCCUGUAGUCUAUUUAGAACCAUGUGCAGUCACAAAGAGCACGGUGAAAAUAUCCGAGCUGCCUCAGACCAUGCUGACUGCUUGCAAGAAAGAGAAAUCCCCCUUGAGCGCAAUUCUGGAUUCCUUGCCUGCUUGUUUUGAAAAUCACCAAGGUUCCUGCUUAAGCACUGCCAUCCUCACUGAGGAAUUAGCUAUGAGAAAACAGUCUUCUAUGAGCAAACUGGCACAGAAAUACUGUUCAAUGAGAGAAGCCCAGUGGGCUCUAUCUAAAUCACCAAACUUCAGUCUCAGGGGCUCAGUCGGUUGCCACUUUUCAGCUAAAGAGAUCUGUGGCAGAAAAAGGACUGGAAUGCUCAAGAACCCUCUCUGCCACAAAGGCCCUGGUACCAGUCAAAAUGCCAUGUCCUCAGGUCCAAAUAAAAGAGGAAGACCACGGAAACUCAAAAUCUCCAAGGCUGGUCGUCCCCCUAAAGGUUUAGGGAAAGCUGUAAUAACGAGCAAGAACAGCUCUCUGGGGCCUGGGAGUGUCCCUCCGGAUGUGAAGCCAGACCUUGAAGAUGUAGAUGGAGUCCUUUUUGUGUCCUUUGCAUCAAAGGAAGCUCUUGACAUACACACUGUUGACAGAGUUGAAGGAGAAGAAUCACAGAAUCUUCAGGCUCCUUUGUUAGCUACAAAUGAUCCAGACUGUCAAGCAAGAAUACAAGUACUGGAAAAGGAGUUGAUGGAGGAGCUGAAGACUUUGAGGCAUAAGCAAGUGAUACAUCCCAGCCUUCAGGAAGUGGGACUGAAGCUGAAUUCUGUGGACCCAACGCUGAGCAUCGACUUGAAGUACUUGGGUGUGCAGCUGCCUCUUUCCUACUCAAAUUAUUCUUUGUGGAACUAUCUAGGAACCAAUCCCAAUUCUCCAGAUACUGGAUUUCCUUUUGUUUCCAGAACAGGAAAGACGAAUGAUUUCACCAAGAUUAAAGGCUGGCGAGGAAAACUUCAUGGUGCUUCUAGAAAUGAAGGUGGUAGUUCAGAAGGCUCCUUGAAGAAUCGCUCAGCGUUCUGCAGUGACAAGCUGGAUGAGUAUCUGGAAAAUGAAGGGAAGUUGAUGGAAACUAGUAUGGGAUUCUCUCCUAGCGCGCCCACUUCUCCCGUGGUGUAUCAGCUUCCCACCAAGAGCACUAGCUACGUGCGAACGCUAGACAGCGUUUUAAAGAAGCAAUCCACCAUAAUUCCAUCAACAUCUUACACGUUCAAGCCUGUUUCUAUGUCAUCUACCUCUAGAAGGACAAAGACUCAAAGCAGACAGUCGUCUUCAAACAGAGCAAAAUCAUCCUACAAGCCUAUACUGCCUUCACCUUUUUCUGCAAAGCAGAAACACAGCACGGCAGCAUCAGGGGAAAAGGCUGCCAAGUCCCUCUCGAGUAGCAGUUUGAGUAACCAUGCAGAUAAUUUCAUGGUGCCAGCUCUGGAUGAAAAUGUGCUGCCAAAACAGAUCAGCCUGCGCCACGCACCGCAGCAGCAGCAAGCAGCUCGUCCCCCGGGGUUGUCUAAAUCUCAAGUCAAGUUAAUGGACUUGGAAGACUGUGCUCUGUGGGAUGGGAAACCACGGACCUACAUUACCGAAGAACGAGCAGACAUCUCUCUGGCAACCUUGCUCACAGCUCAGGCUUCACUCAAAAACAAACCUAUCCAUAAAAUCAUAAGACGGCGAGCACCUCCUUGCAAUAAUGACUUCUGCCGCCUGGGUUGCAUCUGCGCCAGUCUGGCACUAGAGAAACGUCAGCCCUCCCACUGCCGCAGGCCAGACUGCAUGUUUGGCUGUACUUGCUUGAAGAGAAAGGUGUUGCUGGUAAAAGGAGGAUCAAAACAUAAGAAAAUCCUGAGAAAAGCUGUGCGUGGGAAUCUCGUGUUCUAUGGAUCCCAAGAAGAGCAGCAAGAGGAUGAAGAUGCAGAGGAAGAGGGUAACGGGGAAGACGAUGAACAGAGGCAGAAAGAUAAAAGGAAGAGAAAAAGGGUCGAAUACACUAUCUGUGAUUCAGAGCCAGAACAACCUAUUAGGAAUUGUCCACUGUGGGUGAAAGUAGAAGGUGAAAUAGAUCCUGAGCCAAUUUACAUCCCAACACCAUCUGUUAUUGAACCGGUUAAGCCUGUGGUUUUGCCUAACCCAGAAGUCUCGUUUUCUAGUAAGCAUAGAUCUUCCAGUGGAAUGAAACCAGGCAGAGUGUAUACUCCCAAACCCAACCCAGUGAUUCGAGAAGAGGACAAAGAUCCUGUCUAUUUGUACUUUGAAAGUAUGAUGACCUGUGCAAGGGUCCGAGCAUAUGAACGCAAGAGAGAGGAGAAAAAGCAACAGAAAGACCAAUGCAAUCCAAAGAGCGGUAGUGUAAAGGAGCAGGAAUCAGACCCUCAGCCUCCUGAGAAGGCAGUCUGUAAAGUGGACAAAGACACAGAUAAAUCUAGAGAGAAAAGCUGGUGGUCUUCCCGUAGUGAGGGGGAUUCUUCCUCCACCUCCCAUGUUCAUCACACCUCUCCAGGUGGACCAACCAAACUUAUCGAGAUUAUCUCUGACCGCAGCUGGGAGGAAGAUCGCACUAAGAUCUUGACCAUCUUAUCACAGCAUGUCAGCAGUAACAUUCCACAGUCCCUCAAAGUGGGUAGCUUCCUUAUUGAAUUGACUUCAGAGCACAAAGCCUGGGAUGAGAACAACCCUCCUGCCUACUCGUCCAGAAUGAAAAUUUCAGUGCCUUCUUGCAUGGACAAAGAUGAGAAGCCCAAGAUCCCUGACUUGGAGACUCCCGAUGGUGGAGUGGUACCGUGCAAACACCUGGAAAACUCAAAGUUCUCGCGGGCAGACACCUUGGACAAACUACAGGAGAAGUUGCAUGGGGGUAAAGGCUUGCCUUUUUAUGCAGGGCUUUCUCCUGCAGGAAGGCUGGUCGCCUACAAACACAAAGCUAAUAUGAGCCCCUCAGGCUUGAUUCAGGUUAAUGGUAAAAGUUAUCCUCAGGCCAAACUGCUUUUGGGACAGAUGGGGGCAUUACAUCCCGCCAAUCGGCUAGCUGCUUAUAUCACAGGCAGGCUGCAGCCCACAGUACUUGAUAUCUCCACCCUCAGUACUGUGAUCUCCAAGGUAGCCUCCAAUGCUAAAGCAGCUGCUCCCGGGACACCAUCAGUCCAGGUGCCCACAGCAUCAACUCCCCAAACUACAUCCUCCACCAGCACUACUUCAACCCCCACUGUGACGACUCUGAAAGCUCAUGUCCCACCACAGAGACAGAUAGCUGCACGACCCUCCCCUGGUGGGGUGUUCACCCAGUUUGUGAUGAAUAAAGCCGGAGUCCUGCAGCAGAAGAUCCCAGGAGUAAGCACGCCCCAGCCUCUGUCAGGCCCACAGAAGAUCAGUGUCGGGCCAACACCGAUAAUGGUUGUUGCUCCCGUGGUUCCCUCAAAGCCAUCUUCAGUUAACUGCCCUGGGCUCACUACAACCACCACUACUUCUCCAGUCACUGUAGAAAGUUCCAGUGUAGCAGUAGCUACUGUGAGCACUGCGAGCCAAGCAAGAGCUGGUGAACUUGCCUGCUCUCCUCCUGGAACUACAGGAACUCCAGGGCCUGCAGUCACAGGUGCUCCUGCAACACCUGCCAUUGCCACCUGCGCCGCUCCCUCGCCCACCACCCCUGCCACCACUGUGAACACAACAAAAGCUACGGGGGUAGCUACAUCAGCAACAACCGUAUCGCUCCCUAAAACCAUUGCAACAACGUCAACAGCUCCUCGUCCUGUCCCCGCAACGUCCACCUCCACGGUCGUGCUGACGACAACUGCAACAGCUACAUCUGUGGUGACCACCCCAGCUUCCUCUGCUGGCUCUGUUCCAAUUAUACUCUCAGGAGUUAACCCAAGUCCUACACUGAACCCCAAACCAGAAGAUGCUGUUCCCCAAGCUACAACUAAAACUCCCCCAAAGAUGUCUCCUGGAGCAGAGAAGCGCAUCGGAGGACCUCGGCUGCUCUUGAUCCCAGUGCAUCAGACGUCCCCCGCUUUGCGACCGUUAAACAACGUGCAGCUUCCUCCGAGGCAGAGGAUGGUCCUUCAGCCUCUCAGGAGCCCUGGUGGCGUGAACCUCUUCAGGCACCCGAACGGACAGAUCAUUCAGCUGGUCCCGCUGCAGCAGUUCCGAGCUGCUGGCGCGCAGCCCAGCACGCCGCCGGUCGUGUUCCGCAACCCAGGAUCUGUUGUAGGAAUUCGAUUGCCUGCCCCUUCUAAGCCUCCCGAGUCACCUGUAUCUCCCACUUCCUCUGCGUCUUCCACUUCUCCUGUCACAAAUUCAGCCACACAAACUGAGGGACCAAAGUUACCCUCUACAGCUAACCUGGUCACCCAAGCAUCUUCUCUUCUUCCUUCGGUACCAAGUUUUGUCUCCCAGGCAGGCACUCUGACUCUGAGGAUCUCUCCCCCUGCUGCUAGCAGCAUGGCAAAUCAAACGGGCACUGAGACUAAAAUAACCUGCAGCUCAGGGGGUCAACCAACUACUACUGCGAGUCUCAUACCUUUACAGUCUGGAAGUUUUGCCUUACUUCAGCUCCCAGGACAAAAGACGGUGCCAAACUCCAUUCUUCACCAUUUUGCAUCUCUCCAGAUGAAAAAGGAUUCCAAGAAUGCAGUGCAGAAAGAUGACUCAGGGACUGCUCAGCAGAAGGAGAAUGGGAAGACCUCACGCUCGGAGGAGGCUGAGGUUGUGGAGUCAGAGGUCACAGUAUCAGAUAGCAAACCAGAAGAAAACGAGGGGUCAGGAAAUCAGGGAAAAAAUGCUGAAAAGUCAGCAACUGACAUCAUCAAACCUGAGAGCAAUUCCUCUUCAGUGGAGACUGUGGAGAAGGAUUCGGGUGUGCUAGAGAGUUCUUCAGAUGGUGCUUCCUCCCUUCAGCACGACGUGUCUGCAGAUGUUGUAACAUCGGAUCAUUCAUACAUCAGUGAGAAGCCAACCGAUGAGCAAAACGGUGUGGUCACUGAGGAGAAAGAGCACUCUGUCCCUUCUGAAGCUGUAGUAGAGGCUGUUGCAACCAGCUCUGAAACUGUAUGCGGGUCCUCAGAUGAGCCUUCAGUUGCUCCUGUAGAUAGUGUACACGCACAGAGUCCCACGAGUCGGGAAACUGCACAGCUGAAGAGUUGUGGAAAGGAACAGCUAUGUGCUGAACACACGGAGAAGCAAGGAAAAGAGAGAGAGAAAGAUGUUCAGGUACCAAACAGAGAGGGCAACAAAGCAAACGCUGGGCAGCCACAGGGUCAGAAAGAGCAAGAUGGACAUCUAGAGAACAAGGAGAAGGACCAGAGAGGCAGUGAACCACCUCUGAGCAAAAAAGAACAUCUGGAUGGUGCUACUGUGCAACCAGAAAUGGAAAGGAAGGAAUGCAAGGACUCUACAGCUGAAGCUGAAGGUGUGAAAGAGAAAAAAGGAAGGACGUCUGAAACUAGUUCUGCGAAAGAGCAGGAAAACACUUCAGGAGAAAAGCAGAUGGAACAUAAUGGGGAAGGCAAAACAAACGUAGCUGUGCAGGAAACCAGUAACAGCUCUUCCCAAGAGCAAGGUGCUGCUGAUGGUCAGGAGGAGGUGAAAGCAGUUAAGGAUGUGGUGAUACACACCAACAGUUCCUGGAGCAAAAUAUCCAGCAUUGCACCUGCCCUAGAAAACAGAAGCGAUUCAGGUAACAAACCUGAUGCAUCUGAUAAAGGGGACUUCCUGGUGCCAGAACAGCGGGCACAGGAAUCCAGGCAUCGCAAAAAGGAUGACAUGCCCACUAUUGAUAUUACUGCUGAUGAUAUGGAAGAGGAAGAGGAGGAGGAAGAUGACGACGACGACGAUGAGGAGGAUGAAAAAACUGAUGAUUCUGCUGAUGAGAUGCUGGAUGGUGCUUCUGACUUCCCAAGUGAAGAAGAAGUAGAUGUUGAAAAAGUGGAUGCGUGUGAAUACAGUGAGGAUGACGAGCAGGUGGACAUUGAGACCGUGGAGGAGCUUUCAGAGAAGAUUAACAUUGCCCGUCUGAAGGCCACAGCUGCCCAUAUCCGACCUUCCAAACAGAAAUACCAUGCUCGUAAUUCUUCGGAUGAGAAAUUAUCAGAAAAACCUACGAAGCAGAAACCUCACUUCUGGAACAGAAAGCAGAAAACGGAGGCAGAGGCCUUUGCUCACUACCGACAGACCCACACGGCAAACGAGCGGCGGCGGCGGAAUGAAAUGAGAGAUCUCUUUGAAAAGCUGAAGAGAGCUCUGGGGUUGCACAACCUUCCCAAGGUCUCCAAAUGCUAUAUUCUCAAGCAAGCAUAUGAAGAAAUCCAGGGAUUGACUGAUCAGGCAGAUAAACUUAUCGGACAGAAGAACUUGCUGAGUCGCAAACAGGAUGUUCUAAUUCGUAAAGUGUCCACGCUUUCAGGGAAAACAGAAGAGGUUGUGCUGAAGAAGCUAGAAUACAUUUAUGCCAAACAAAAAGCAGUAGAAGCACAAAAGAAGAAGAAACAGCCUGAGCCAGAGGAAGCUGUUGUAACCUCAACAGCUAGCACACAGCAAGAAGCAUCUGCUGCUCCAUCCAGAGACCUGGGCCAAGUGGCUGUAACCAACAGAAGAGGGAAGCCACUAAUACUUGCCAGAAAAGGAGGCCAUGCUAAAGAGGAAACUUCAUCUUCUCUUACACUAACUGCUGCAAGCCUAGUGAUGACUCCACAAGGGCAGGUGCUUACGCUGAAGAGCCCGUUAGUACCAGGGCAGGUGGCAGCUGUUCCUUCCACGCUCUUGCAAGCUGAAUUAAAGCCUCGAGCUGCCACCACUACCAUGACAACACAGCAAGGUAUCGCUUCUGUGAUGAUUCAGCUGCCGGGAUCAACAGUUCCUGUCCAAGUAAAAGGAAUCCUUACCAACUCCACCAUUCCCAUUACACUGUCAACUGUUGCUGGAAACCCAGUGCCCUCAACAGUAGUACCAGCUGCAGAGCCCAGUUCAGAAAUUGAAGAUUCAUUCAUGAUGCCAAAGAUUGUUAAUGUAACAUCACUGGCUGCUGAAGGAAGUAUGAACCUAAACCUGAACAGAAAUAAAGGCUCUAGUGCAACGGCCACUGCAGGUACUCAGAUUUCUGAGAAGUCCGUGGCAGCUGCACCUCCCGAGAGCAGGAAAAGCGAUAGCAUCCUCUCUGAAGAAAAAGGCAAGCCGUGUGCUGCAGACAGUGGCGGAGAUGGCAGAAGUACCACAGGUCCCACAAAAGUUUUCUUUGAAAAUAAAGAUGCCUUUCCGCAGCUCCGGAAUGUGCCAUGUGCAAAGGAGCCUCCAGAUUCCUUUAGUAAAAAGCUCUGUGUUGGGGAGUUCGUAGGAAGCCAAGCCAGGAGGAAAGACAGUGAUCCUGGAAGGGAAAGGUUAAAAACAAAGGAGUUGCCAUUCCACAAGCUGCAGAUUAAAGAUUCCAGAAUAGAAAUGGAGCUGAGAAAAGUGGCUUCCGCAAUGGAAGAAGCAGAACUGGAUGUGGGUGAGCUGCUGGGCAGCAUUGAGGAGAGCGAUGACACUGAUGAAACCCUCACGUCGCUGCUCAAUGAGAUUGCCUUCCUCAACCAGCAGCUGAACGAUGAUGCCUCAGGCAUGUCAGAGCUACCCAGCGCUCUAAACUCGGACUUCUCUCAUGGAGAUUCGGAAGUUCGGCGGGGAACAACCAGUGAUCUCAGUGCUGCGGAUAGUUCUUCCUUCCAGUUUGGCCCUUUGGGAGGCAGUUUUAAGGACCUUUCUGAAGUUCCAGAGGGCGGUGGUUCUAUAAGUCCUCUCCUGCUGCACCUGGAGGACGAUGACCUUACUGAUGGGGACAAGGCCUCCGGGGAGCCUUCAUCUGAAGCAGAUGUUCUAAAGAUAGUAAUUGGUGCUGAAAUGAAGGAUUCACUUCCCAAUCCCAGUGGUGAAAGUGGCAAAAUGGUAACAUCCCCUAUGGAGUCAGCUAGUGCGACCCCACCAGUUUUGCAGAUGAAGACGAACGCAGAAGCUGGUAAUGCUGACACUUUGUGGAGGCCCAUGCCCAAAUUGGCACCACUUGGCCUAAAAGUGGCAAGUCUGCCAGUGGACUCGGAAGGACAGAGUGCUAAAGUGAUGCCCCUACUGGCUCCUGUAGUUGCAAAAUUGACACCCACUGGGUCAAAAACUUCAUCAUCUGCAACUGUUCAAGAAGGCCAGGAUAACAAAGUAAUGCCCACUUUAGCACCCGUGGUUACAAAAUUGAGUAAUAGUGGGACCUUGCCUUCCAAUUCAACAGGCAAAUAAAUGCAUAUAUUUUUUUCAAAAACUGGAAAGAAAAUCUGGAGCAGCGUGAACUAAUAUCUGAGUUUCGCAACCUCCCUAAUUUGCAACUCUCAUUUUCUAUAUGGUUUCAGCACUCUGUUCCUGAGGGCAGGCCCCGAAGUGAGACAUAAGUGCUAUGAAACUUAAGUCAUGUUGACGUAUUUUUACCUCACUGUUGCAUUCUGGAUACUUUCCUUCCCCUUCACAAAACAAAGAGGAUGAAAUAUAACCAUUGCUGGGCACAUGGUCUCCUUCCCAAAUUGGAUCCUUCACAGAAAUAAUUUGUAAAAGGACCGAGAUACCCAGGCUAUAGAGAAAGAUUUUUCCCAGCAGAGAGGCAGUUUUCUGCGAUUGAGGAAAAAUCUGUGUUACUUGUUUUUAUAUCAGGCGAAUUAUCUAUGCAGAAAUGAGAUUAUUCAUAUUUGCUACUUCUACUCGCAGAAUAUGAUGAAUGUGCAGAAAUGAGAUUGGAGUUGCUCUCACCCUUGUUACCUAGAGUGGAGGAAAGGAAAUGGGAUGUUUAGCAGAGUGCUGAAGUGAAAACCUUUCUCUUCUUUGGUGCUAGAUAGUUCUCUGGUAUAGGCUCUUUUUAGGAGCUUAUGCCCAGAAGAUUUUCAUACAUGUCUAGAACUCCCACCAAAUGGGGAAGAUGCUGAUCUUUUCCGGGGUAGUUAGAGCUGGGACAGCAUGUUAAGUAUAAAAGGAAAAUGAUAAUGCCACCCUGCACCCUGCUUUCUUCUCACCCUCUAUACAAGCAGCUCUUCCCUUGGUGAUGCUUGGGGCAUCAGAAGGGAAAAUUUCCGAGAAGUAAAUCUGAGCACCCCCUUGCUAAGUCUUCAGCUCCAGCGCUGAAGCAGCCUAAGUGUAUUCCCAGUUCUCUUAUUUUCUUUCCUCCCCUUAUUCUGGAAGAUGUGUUUGGUGGCUAGGAUAUGCUAAUAGGAAGUGUUGCUUCUUAAAAGUACAGAACCCUUUCAGGACUGUUGUAACAAAAUUACUGAGUGAGGUGUAUAUGUGAAUGUAAAUAUGAAAAUACAUGUGUAUAUCUUUCCAAACCUUCCAUUUCUCUACAAAUUCAGGAAAGGUACUCAGAGGCUUCUCACUGCAUUUGCACAAGAUGUGUAUAGCGCAAAAAAAAAAAAAAAAGAAAAAAAAAACUCAACGAAAAUGCUCAUUACCAGGGAAAUAGGGCAGUAUUGAAUCACAAGAUGUAUUUUUUAUUCUUUUCUGCCACUGCUUACUCAACCUGUAGGAGCUCUUCACUGUUCAGCUAUUGGACGCAAAGGGCCUGCAGACUGUAAAGAUAUUUAUAUUUUUGUACACAAUUUUUGUUUUCAGAGUUUCCUUGACAAAUGAAAUUUUGCGCCUAUGAGAGAUGCUUUGUUCAUGAGCAUAUACACGGCCUUUCCCUGCCAGCCUUGUAAAUAACAGAAGUCACCGUGCGCUUGAGGGGCUUCUGCAGGGCUCCUGCAAGGUGAAAGCCGUGCUGUGAAGAGGAUCCCGCGCCGGCCGGAGCUAGGAGGUGCAUUGGGCUCCGUUUGGGAGCGAAUCCUCGUGCUGCCACUGCCUUGGGCCCAGCCGCUGCCCGCCGGUGGGUGAGGCGCUGUGGCGGCCAUUUUGCGGCGCUGCUGAGGGCGACAUUUUGUGGCAGGAGAGGAGCGGCGCCGGCCGCGCCCAGGGCGACCCCAUGCCCUGGUCAAUAAGCUGCAUUUUCAGGAUCUGUGUCUAGGAUAGGUUUGCCGGGGAUAGGCAUCCUUUGGGUGUUUCCUUGUCUGUUUUUAUGGUUUUAUGUUAACGCUGCAGAGCGGAGGGAAUCCAUUCUUCAAGCUAGGGAGGCACGAAGUUACUCCAGAGGCUACAUGAAAUGACGUUGUCUUCACCUGACCAUUUUAAAUGGUGUGUUUUAAAGUUGCACACAACUUUUAUUGCCUUUUGCAUAUUUACUCUUUUAAGGUUUCAUGCAAGUCAUGUAUUAAUGAAUUGAAAAAGAGAAUACAAGUCAGCAUGUGAGCCAUGCAGGAUCUUACUGCCUUAGAAAAGGGAACUAGCAUAUGAAUACAUGUUGACACUUUUUUUUUAAUAUGAAAAGUUUUAACCUAAUUUUAAAUCAUUGGAAAUCUGGAGUAAUGUUGCUGAGUAUUUCUAAUAGGCUGAGGUUGCUUUGCUGUUUUGUUUUUCUUUUUUUUUUUUUCCUUUUUGUAAAGGCAGCUUGUUUUGUGAAUAGAUUCCAUUCGUCCAGUGUAUGAAAGGGCAACCAGGACUGUGCUGUCAUUCCUUUGGUUUUCCUAAUCACUGAAUUGUCUUGCUGUACCCCUUCUUGCAUGGUCCUGAAUAGCUCGUUUUAAUUGCAGAAAUACGUACUAAUAAGUUUCUGAACACUUUUAAAAGUGUAUAUUGUCACCUCCCAGAGAAAACAGGAAUUCAAACUAUUUACAUGUUAUUUAAAACAUGCCCUGUGGUCCUGAGGAGUUUUUUUUCAUUGUGAAGAUGGAGAAUGCCUGUUGUAUUUACUGGAUGGCACUGGGCAAUGAGGACUUUUUGCUGCUGUAAAAAUACUGUAAUGGUGACAGCAGAGAAUUUUAGCUUCUAAGCGUGAUCACUGAAUUAACUAGGAAUAGGUCUCAAAUUCAGCUGCAAAAAGUACUACUUGGUGCUCUUCCAAGGAUAUGUGAUGGGUUCUGCUUGGCAACAACGCGUGUUGGAAAUGCUCAUUAGUCUCUGCUUCUCCUUGUUCCACCAUCUCAUGUCAGCAGCUUAAUGCUUUGCUCUGAGUGGAAAUGGUGACUUCC